AUGGGAGAAAUCGCCAAGUCUAUCGCAAGAGACGGUCUUCCCUUGCUUGGUGGGCCGGUUGGCCUUGAGAGUUCUUCAUCGAAAAAUGAAUCACAUGAAGAGGCAGACAUUAUAAACUCCAAGUUCUCACUCAUUAAUGAUUUAUCGCUUGCUAAAACGCCAUCAACAAUUUGGUUGACCUACAAAAACUCGGGGCAUCUCAGUUAUGCAUCUGAGGCUGAUAUUGCCAAUUAUGUCAAUAUGGUUUUGCGAGACACAAUACAUGCUAUGGGCAGAAGUGAUGAUAUCAUGCUGUAUGCUGAAAUGGGUUUCUGCAAUCAAAGACCUGAUAUUUGGGUUAUUUGUUGCAAUGGCCUGCCUGUGGGCUUUAUUGAAAUCAAGAAGCCAUCAGGUGCAAUCAUGGAUGAGCCACUGCUGGCUGGUCAAGUAUUCGAUUAUCUGAUGUUACUGAAGUCCUUUUAUGGGAUUGAGUUUCAAUUUGGGAUCAUUUCUACAUAUGAACUCUGGCGGGUUUUCUGGUUGCAUAAAACUGAUCCUGUGGCCCAAAUGAACACUGUAUCUAAACCACAAAGUGCCAAUCCAGGUCAAUCACCUCUUGUUAUAUGUCUUCCAGGGAUUCCAUGUUUUGAUAAAAAAAAUAAAACAUCUAUUCAAGUUAUAGGGCAGCUCUCCCAUGCACAGAAAUCCAACCAAAAAUGA
Molecule: messenger RNA, 699 nt
Organism: Paraglomus brasilianum
Lineage: Eukaryota; Fungi; Glomeromycota; Glomeromycetes; Paraglomerales; Paraglomeraceae
Source: the annotation of a GenBank genome assembly